Paramecium octaurelia is the source of this 1815-nucleotide messenger RNA. The record is from the annotation of a GenBank genome assembly. NCBI's taxonomy places the organism in Eukaryota, Ciliophora, Oligohymenophorea, Peniculida, Parameciidae.
AAUGAACAAAGAGGAGGAACCCAUAUAAGAGCCAUUAAUGAACGAUGGUAGUUAAUACAACAAAGGAAAAAGUCAGAGAGGGAUGUCUUAAAUAUCUGCAUUGACUGAACAAUCAAAGAAUGAGACUCAUAUUUAUGAAAUUCCAGAUCUGACUAAUGUCACCCAAAAUGUUCUUUGUCGGCUAAUUGCAGUUUCAGUAGUUUGCAUUGUAUUUUUGAUAGUAGAAGUAUGUAUUUUGAUCUAAAUUUUUAAGGUUAUUGGAGGGUUAUGGGCAGAAUCAUUAGCCAUAUUAUCUGACGCAGCACAUAUGUUUUCUGACAUGAGUGGGUUUUUCAUAUCAAUAUUUUCAAUUUGGCUUGGUUAACGACCUGCUUCUUAGAAAAUGUCGUUUGGAUAUCAUAGAGCAGAAGUAAUUGGAGCAUUGGCAAGUAUAGUAUUGAUUUGGGGACUGACGAUUUUGCUGUUUUAUGAGGCAACCGAGAGAAUGGUAAAUCAGGCUGUGGUAACUGAUCCACUGAUAAUGUUAAUUACAGCAGGAUUUGGAUUAUUUUGUAAUUUAGUAAUGGCAAAAGUAUUGCAUUCUUCACCAACAGGAGGACAUGAUCAUGGAAAUAUUAUGCAUUAAUGUAAUGGACAUCAUCAUGGUCAUGGACACGAUCACGGACACGAUCAUAAUCAUGAUCACGGUCAUGAUCACAAUGAUCAUAUUGAAGUAGAUAAGAAGUAGAAAAAGAAGAAAUAUAAUGUUAAAUAAAAACGAUCAAUGGUCAGUGAGAAUGGAGUAAGUUUGUUAGUUGUUGAAUAAAGUAUUGAUUCUGAAUCUAGUUCUAAAAAUAGCAAGAGCAAUUAGACAAUUGAAGAGAUCAGUAGUGAAAGUAAGUAAUCGAGUAAUGGUAAACAAAAUAAUUCUUAACAAUAAAUUAUUUAAUAAUCAAAUUAAAAAGAAAUUUUAGAUCAUGAUCACUCCGAAAGUUGUGAUCAUGAUCACUCAAAAUAAAUAGAGGCUGAUGAAUUCAUAAGCUAAAAUAACGCAUAAAAAAAGAUGGAAAAUAAAAAUAAGUCUGACCAAAGUCAUAGAUGUUCUCAUGAUCAUAAUCAUAAUGAUUCUCACGAACAUGAUCAUGAUCACGAUCACGAUCAUCAUGACCAUGAUCACGAUCAUGAUCACCAUGACCAUGAUGAAAGAGAUGAAUAGACGAAAAAGCGAAAGAAUAAAGUGAAAAAUCAUAAUCUUUCAGAAAUCAAUGAACAUGAUAAUUAUAAUUUGAAAGCAGCUAUGAUUCAUGUGAUCGGAGAUAUCUUACAAUCAAUAGGAGUUUUAAUAGCCGCUUUAUUAAUUUAUAUAUUUGGACAAAAAAAGGAUGAAAAUAACGAAAUUGUAUUCACUUAUUGGUAAUAUGCUGAUCCUCUAUGCACAUAUUUAUUUAGUAUUCUAGUUCUCUUUACAACAUUUGGAGUUGCGAAAGAAUGUGUACGAGUGUUAAUGGAGGGUACCCCAACAAGUAAUCAAUUAUCUUAGUUAUUUUAGACUUGAUCAUUGAGGAAUUUCGGGAAUAACUAAAUGCAAUUCACAGAGUAAGGGAAGUUCAUGAUCUUCAUAUUUGGUCGUUGUCUGUAGGCAAGCCGUCUAUGUCUGCCCACAUAGUUUGCUUAGAGAACCCUGAAUACGUAUUAAAGAAGGCAACAAAAUUAUGCAGAAAAUUUGGGAUCUAUCAUUCGACCAUAUAGAUUGAGCUCUUAGAUAGACAAGGUGCAAAUGAUUACAUUAAAUGUAAUCAUAACUUGCAUAAAUGAUUAUUUUUAUAUUAACACUCC